Molecule: messenger RNA, 629 nt
Organism: Staurois parvus
Lineage: Eukaryota; Metazoa; Chordata; Amphibia; Anura; Ranidae
Source: the annotation of a GenBank genome assembly
CCUCUACUCAGCCUGAAGCCUCUACUCAGCCUGAUGCCUCUCUUCAGCCUGAUGCCUCUCUUCAGCCUGAUGCCGGCCAGUUGACUCGAUGCCCGCUGUUGAUCCAGAUGAUCCGGUACCUGAUCCGGUGCCCGCUGUCGAGCCAAAUGACCUGAUGCCUGGUGACCCAGUGCCCGCUGUCAUACCUGGUGACCCGAUGCCCGCUGUCGAGCCAGACAAUCCGGUACCUGAUGACCCGCCCACUGCCUUGCCAGAUGACGCGGUGCCCGCUGUCGAGCCAAAUGACCUGAUGCUGGUGACCCAGUGCCCGCUGUCCAGCCAGACGAUCCAAUGUCUGACCCAGUGCCCGCGGUCAUACCAGUUGACUCGGAGCCCACGGUUGUGCCUGGUGACUCGGUGCCCGCCGCCCCGCCUGGGGGCCUGAGACCUGUCGUUCCGCCUGGGGGUCCGGCGCCCGCCACUCCGCCUGAGGGUCCGAGACCUGUCGCUCCGCCUGGGGGUCCGGCGACCGCCGCUCCGCUUGAGGGCCCGAGACCUGUCGCUCCUCCUGGGGGUCCGGCGCCCGCCGCUCCGCCUGAGGGCCCGAGACCUGUCGCUCCGUCUGGGGGUCCGGCGCCCGCCGCUCCGCC